Molecule: messenger RNA, 2502 nt
Organism: Danio rerio (zebrafish)
Lineage: Eukaryota; Metazoa; Chordata; Actinopteri; Cypriniformes; Danionidae
Source: RefSeq, a predicted model, not a curated record
AUUGAUAUAAUAUAUGUGUAAACAGUGUAGUACUAGCAUGGUACCGUGUCAAACACAAAGUUGUAUUGUUACCUCAGAUCUGUUUGCUAGUCAGUCAUGCACUUUUUAGUCAUACUCUAGGCUUGUCUUCUCAUAAUGUGGCAAAUAAUUUAUAGAGGAAUGGAAAGAAAAGUCAGAAGAGUGAAAAUAUGGUCCUUCGCUAUGAUUUUGGAGUGAAAUGUGAUCUGUGUGUAAUGGCUCUGGACUCCUGUAGGUCUCUCAACUCAGUUCAGUAGAAACGCUUCUUCAUCCCCAGCGGAGAAAUCUGGACGAAACCAACUAGCCAAGUAGGGGAGGCUCAAAGACACUAACUAUAAAUACAAUGCAUUCAUUACGAAACACAACCACUUAGGCACUUACAAAGUAUAGCUUUAGUUAUUUAUUAAGCUUGUAUAUAGCAGUCUAACAAUAUAGCGUUAAAGCACAGUAUAAUACGUCAACUAUACGAACACGCCUCCCUCUGUCUACAAGUACAUUCAUCAAUCUGUGGGCCGAAAUUCAUACACAUUCAAUCACUGAUCCAGAUGAGCCAGCUGGGUACGAGAGAGACUCUCUGAAAGCGUACGGGGCGUUUUAAAGACCCCGAAAGUAUGAUAAUAAACUGGUUUGUUUUGAAAUAGCGAUUGGGAUUAUUAGUUAUGAGGUGUUGGAAUCCGCUGGAUGGAUGGACGGACAUUACGUGGUUUAGUGUAUGAGUGAACGGACCGGUGUGCUGAACGGGUUCAGUCAGAUCAGGUCUGAAAUGAAGAAUAUCACCCAUCUCUCUGGAACGACCCGAACUCAACGGGCCUCCUGGCUUCAAGUGUUAUUACUGAUGCUCUUUUGGACCUGUUUAAAAGCACAACAGUUAAAAAACACUAGAUGGCCUCUGUAUUCCGGCAAGCCUUUGCUUUUGGCUUGGAAUGCUCCUACUGAAGACUGCAGACCUCGACAUGAUGUCACCUUCCAGCUGGAUCAAUUCCAGAUUGUGGCGUCUCCAAACGAGGGCUUCACCAAGCAAAAUCUCACCAUCUUCUAUCAGGAUCGAUUAGGUUUGUACCCAUACUUUAAACCAGAUAGCACUCCAGUCUAUGGAGGUCUACCACAGGCUGCCAGUCUCACGCAGCACCUAGAAAAGAUGCCAGAUGGUCUCAAGAAGUACAUAAAAGACCAAGCAGUCAAAGGUCUAGCUGUAAUCGACUGGGAAGAGUGGCGGCCCCUUUGGAUACGAAACUGGGGACCUAAACUUAUUUAUCGAGACCGAUCGCAACGAUUAGUUGCUGAGAAAAACCCAACUUGGCCUCUAGAUCAAGUGACCAAAGUGGCCCAGCAAGAGUUUGAGCUCUCUGCACGAAAGUUCAUGUUGGAGACUCUUCGAUUAGCCAAAAGUUUACGGCCCCAGCAGCUUUGGGGAUACUACCUCUUUCCUGACUGUUACAACCACAAUUACCAAACUAACCUGCAGAACUACACGGGACAGUGUCCGGACAUCGAGGUGAGCCGGAACAAUGAACUGAAGUGGCUGUGGACAGAGAGUACAGCUCUUUAUCCUUCAGUGUACAUGGGGAAAAUCCUGAAGGACAACCCGAAAGGACGGCAGUUUGUGAGGAACCGGGUGAAAGAGGGGAUGAGAUUGGCGUCAGUUGGGGAUGGAUCUGCUCGACCGGUGUUUGUCUACACACGGCCCACUUACCUAACCAACAUGACUAGCAGCAAUCCUGCUGAACUCCUGCUGCUGACUGAGAUGGAUCUGGUGUCAACUAUCGGUGAGAGUGUGGCGUUGGGCGUCGCAGGCGUCAUUCUGUGGGGCGACUCCACCUACGCCAGCAGUCAGGCAACGUGCUCGAGUCUGAACGAGUAUCUACGCGGGCCGCUGGGUCGAUAUCUACUAAACGUGACAUCGGCCGCUGAGCAGUGCAGUCGAAAUCUGUGCGGUUUCCGCGGCCGUUGUCUGCGCAAACAGCCCAACACGGACACAUACCUGCACUUGAGUGCUAGCACACACCGCAUUGAGCGACAGGCUAACACGCUAAAGCUAACGGGACAGAUGAGCGAAGAAGAACUGGGACGUCUGCGUGACGACUUCCAGUGUCAGUGUUAUAACGGUUACAGCGGCGAUGACUGUAGUAUAAAGGACAACGGGAAUCGAGCGGCGGCGCUCUGGACUAGCGCUUUACAAUAUUGGGUGUUACCGUUGAUUUUGAUGGGGUUUCUACACUGAAAGCUGCAACGUGGUAAGACUUUGUGCAGAUUUGAACAUAUGGAGGUCUUUAAAAUGUAUGCGUGUGGAUUUUACGUGUGGCGUAGCGGCGGCUUUUUCCUGCUGCACUGGAGGAUGAACUGCACUGGGCGUUAUGUGUUGUUUUUUCGGUGUAAGCCAAUGGUCAAAUUUUAAAAAAAAUGUAAACGUUUAUAAUGCUCUCCAUGGCUGCUUUUAUUUGAUCAAAAUUACAGUAAAGUUGUUAUUAAAUUGUAUUGAAUGUG